Staurois parvus is the source of this 466-nucleotide messenger RNA. The record is from the annotation of a GenBank genome assembly. NCBI's taxonomy places the organism in Eukaryota, Metazoa, Chordata, Amphibia, Anura, Ranidae.
AGCAGUGCUGGCUGGCAGUGGGCAGAGGAAGACAUAGAAGGGGGCUGCAGGGGUAGAGCAGUAGGUAGAAGAGGAGUGCAGGGUAGAGCAGUGCACAGAGGAGGACAUAGAAGAGGACUGCAGGGUAGAGCAGAGAGCAGAGGAGGACAUAGAAGAGGAGUGCAGGGUAGAGGAGGACAUAGAAGAGGAGUGCAGGGCAGAGGAGGACAUAGAAGAGGAGUGCAGGGCAGAGCAGUGGGCAGAGGAGGACAUAGAAGAGGAGUGCAGGGCAGAGCAGUGGGCAGAGGAGGACAUAGAAGAGGAGUGCAGGGCAGAGGAGGACAUAGCAGAGGAGUGCAGGGUAGUGCAGUGGGCAGAAGAGGACACAGAAGGGUGUCCUCAGGGUAGCUGAGUUGUGCCUGGCAGUGGGCAGAGGAAGGCACAGAAGGGUAGCACUGCCCCCCUGAAGCUUGCAUUGUGCAGGAUU